GCGCCGGGAGUAGGUGCCGCGCGCCCGCCCGCAGCCCGCCGCGCCUCUGCGAGCCGGGACGCCGCUCCGCCGCCGUGCCGCGCUCCCCUCCCCGCGCCAGCUCCCGCCGCCGCGCCUGCAGCAGGCCGAGAGCCGCCACCCGCCGGAGACCCCGCAGGAGCGCGCGGCCGCGGAGCCCGGCAGGGGUGGGGACGGCGCCUUUUGUCCCUGGAGAUUCUUGGAAGUUUGCGGCGGGACGCGCUCGCAAGGGCAGCGCAGGCAGCCCCGACGUCGCGGGAGCGAGUGCGCCGAGCCAGCAUGGGCAGCGGGCGCGGCGCGGGGGGCCGCCGCUGGGCCGCCUCGAGCGUGUUGCUGGCGCUGGCCGCGGGGCUCCUGGGCGCGAGCUCGGCCAACGAGUACGACUACGUGAGCUUCCAGUCGGAUAUCGGCUCGUACCAGAGCGGACGCUUCUACACCAAGCCACCGCAGUGCGUGGACAUCCCGGUGGACCUGCGGCUGUGCCACAACGUGGGCUACAAGAAGAUGGUGUUGCCCAACCUGCUGGAGCACGAGACCAUGGCCGAGGUGAAGCAGCAGGCCAGCAGCUGGGUGCCCCUGCUCAACAAGAACUGCCACAUCGGCACCCAGGUCUUCCUCUGCUCGCUCUUUGCUCCCGUCUGCCUGGACCGGCCCAUCUACCCGUGCCGCUGGCUCUGCGAGGCCGUGCGCGACUCGUGCGAGCCUGUCAUGCAGUUCUUCGGCUUCUACUGGCCCGAGAUGCUCAAGUGUGAUAAGUUUCCCGACGGGGACGUCUGCAUCGCCAUGACCCCACCCAAUGCCACCGAAGCAUCCAAGCCCCAAGGUACAACUGUCUGUCCUCCAUGUGAUAAUGAAUUGAAAUCUGAGGCCAUCAUUGAGCAUCUCUGUGCAAGCGAGUUUGGUAAGACUGUGUUUCUGGCCACUUCUUGGGGAUCUGGAAUCCUUGCUUUCCCUUGUCCUGUGUCCCUAGUGAACAGGGAGCCUGGGGGGAAAAACAUCAGCAGAAAAGCCUGCUCAGGAAUGCAGCUAAAUCAGCCUGGAUCAAGCACCAGAUGUGGAAAGCCAAAAGUUAGAUGGUGCAGUCUCCAGAUUCAACAUGGCGGCCAGCCUGCCUGCUUCAGUUAG
This is a messenger RNA of Castor canadensis (American beaver), 1143 nucleotides long. NCBI's taxonomy places the organism in Eukaryota, Metazoa, Chordata, Mammalia, Rodentia, Castoridae. The record is from RefSeq and is a predicted model, not a curated record.